Molecule: messenger RNA, 306 nt
Organism: Zasmidium cellare ATCC 36951
Lineage: Eukaryota; Fungi; Ascomycota; Dothideomycetes; Mycosphaerellales; Mycosphaerellaceae
Exons: 3
Coding region: 1-306 (101 amino acids)
Biological process (GO): mRNA splicing, via spliceosome
Cellular component (GO): U4/U6 x U5 tri-snRNP complex; Lsm1-7-Pat1 complex; U6 snRNP
Molecular function (GO): RNA binding
Source: RefSeq, a predicted model, not a curated record
AUGCUAUUCUUCAGCUUCUUCAAGACGUUGGUCAAUCACGAGGUGACGGUGGAGUUGAAGAACGACAUUUCGAUUCGAGGCACUCUGAAGAGCGUGGAUCAAUACCUCAACAUCAAGCUGGACGACAUUCAGGUCGUUGAAGAGCUGAAGUACCCACAUCUGAGCUCAGUCAAGAAUGUCUUCAUUCGAGGCAGUGUAGUGCGCUACGUUCACCUGCCAGCGAACGCAGUUGACACGCCGUUGCUCGAGGAUGCUACACGAAGAGAAGCAUCACAGACCGCAGCAAAGGCGAAGCAGCAGGGUUGA